Aspergillus glaucus CBS 516.65 is the source of this 659-nucleotide messenger RNA. RefSeq lists its product as uncharacterized. The transcript is spliced from 4 exons. NCBI's taxonomy places the organism in Eukaryota, Fungi, Ascomycota, Eurotiomycetes, Eurotiales, Aspergillaceae. The record is from RefSeq and is a predicted model, not a curated record. The coding region runs from base 96 to 614 and encodes 172 amino acids.
CAUGAGAAAGAGGAUAUAGGAUGAAGAUAUAACAGAGAAACACAUAGUUUUCUUCCCCAGGCAAAUGCACGUUUUGCCUUAACCAAAAGGACUGGAUGAUGCUUAUCGAUGAUGCGGAUACGACAUUGAUGAGCACAUACAGGACACAUGCAUACAGAUCACCUGAUCCCUGUCAUUUGGACCUGAUCCUAGUCUGCAUCCAACCUCAUAUCUUCUUUUUGAUUCCACAACUCAAUUGCAUCGUUUUCAAUCGUUUUCACCGAUAUCACUUAUCAGCUAGUUAUCCCCAGAUUCCUGACUCAGCCAAUUUUCUCCCGAAUUUCCCGCAUCCAGACAUCGACCCAGUCCGUCGCACAAUUCUCAAUGCAACCGUCACUUCGUUUUCGUGCAACAGUAUUUUGCCCAGCCUCGCCAUGAAAUUGACGUUUCUGUGUUAUUCGAUGGCCGGCUAUCAUAAUGAUGCCAGUGAUGAUGAUGAUGAUGAUGAUGCUGCUGCUGUUGCUGCUGGAAAACCCGCAACGGAACAGGCCGUAUCCUGCUAUCUGUCCCCGAUAAACACCGCCAGUUUCAAGCCCAAUAGAAUCAAUAGAACAUUAGCUCGUGUUCGGCACUAAACCCCGCGAAACAAGCCGCUAAGUUAAAUGUCUCUUUCUCCAUUC